AUGUCGACCUCGCCCGAUGACAUCAAGGAGGCCCCUCCUGGCUACACCAAUGAAGCCCCUACUCCUGAGACUGAGAAGGCUGAGCUUGAAGAUCGCUACGAGGUCUUCAAGAGAGGUGAGGGCCAAGUCGAUUUUCGUACCGUGAGCUGGAUCCGAGCAGGAAUCAUCUUCUUGAAGAUCAUUUUCGCGACCGGCGUGCUCUCUAUUCCAUCGCUGAUGUACGAGCUCGGCGCCUUCCCCGGCGCUGUCAACGUCAUCGGAUGGACUCUCCUCAACACUUACUGCGCCAUUGUGCAGGGCAACUUUCGCAACCGCUAUCCCGGCUGCCAUUCCAUCGCCGAUAUGGCUCAGGUGGUUGGUGGUCCAAUAGUCAAAGAGCUGGUCGGAUUCCUUUUCACAGUCAGUUACGUGAUUGUGGCUGCAUCCGGCAUUAUCGGCGUGUCGACUGCCUUCAAUGCGCUCUCGCUGCACUCUAUCUGCACUGUCUGGUUCAGCUUCAUCGCGACUAUCAUCAUAGCUGGAUGCGCCAGUGUGCGCAAAUUCUCGCACAUUGGCUGGUUAACCUGGGUUGGCUUUGCCAGUGUGUAUAUUGCUGUCUUUAUUAUUGUGAUUGGUGUUACAACGAGAGAUCGCCCUGCUGCGGCACCACAGACAGGCGAUUAUGAUUUUGGGUACCAGGUGAUUGGCCACCCUAGCUUUACGACUGGGAUUAGUGCCGCAGCGACGAUUUUUGUAUCGAGCGCCGCGACCUCGGCAUUCUUGCCCGUCAUUUCGGAAAUGCGCAAGCCCAAGGACUACCCAAAAGCCGUCUAUCUCAGCAUGAGUCUGGUGACUGCAUCGUACUUGACAUUCAGCCUUGUGAUCUAUGCUUGGUGCGGGAAAUGGAUCGCGUCACCCUCUCUCGGCAGCGCAGGAACUACUGUGAAACGCAUCGCAUAUGGGAUCGCACUACCGGGUCUGAUCAUCAGUGGCUGUCUAUAUGUGCAUGUGGCGGCCAAGUACUUGUUCGUACGGAUCCUGCGUAACUCGCGUCAUUUGCAGGCGAACACGGUGGUGCAUUGGGGUACGUGGCUGAGCUGCACAAUUGGCAUGUCUGCCAUAUCCUUCGUCUUGGCAUGCGCGAUUCCGAUAUUUAACUAUGUGCUGGCUCUUGUGGGUGCAUUGUGUUUUGCACCCCUGGCUAUCAGUCUCCCGGGGUGGUUAUGGCUCUAUAGCCAUGGGGAGUAUUUGAAGGGCAAUAUCUUGCGGAAGGCAAUGUAUGCAGUACAUGUCCUUCUCGUCUUAUUAGGGCUAUUUAUGGCCGUGGGAGGUACCUACGGGGUCAUUGUCCAGAUCAACCAGGCGUAUGCCGAUGGGCAAAUAUCGUCGGCAUUUUCAUGCGCCGACAACAGUGGAUCGACUUAA
This is a messenger RNA of Penicillium canariense, 1404 nucleotides long. Its product is annotated as putative neutral amino acid permease. Gene Ontology annotation, molecular function: amino acid transmembrane transporter activity. Gene Ontology annotation, biological process: amino acid transmembrane transport. The transcript is spliced from 3 exons. The record is from RefSeq and is a predicted model, not a curated record. Gene Ontology annotation, cellular component: vacuolar membrane. Bases 1 to 1404 code for a protein of 467 amino acids. Lineage: Eukaryota; Fungi; Ascomycota; Eurotiomycetes; Eurotiales; Aspergillaceae.